Messenger RNA from Lotus japonicus, 1472 nucleotides. RefSeq lists its product as uncharacterized. Gene Ontology annotation, biological process: regulation of DNA-templated transcription. The record is from RefSeq and is a predicted model, not a curated record. The transcript is spliced from 3 exons. Gene Ontology annotation, molecular function: DNA-binding transcription factor activity, RNA polymerase II-specific; RNA polymerase II cis-regulatory region sequence-specific DNA binding. Lineage: Eukaryota; Viridiplantae; Streptophyta; Magnoliopsida; Fabales; Fabaceae. Gene Ontology annotation, cellular component: nucleus. Bases 1 to 1296 code for a protein of 431 amino acids.
AUGGUUCCCUUGCAAAAAAUUUCUACUUUUUCACAACCUCCACCAAGUAACACCAACUUGUACCCAAACAAUUCCCACCAUUUUCAACAUCAUCCCUUUAAUGGGGAAAACUAUCACCCUGGUUUUGUUGUGGAAGUUCCUUCCUCCAUCAACAAAAUCUCAAUGAUCCCAACCCCUCAUUCGAUUGAUUCAUACCAGACUGCACUUAUCAACGAGCCAAUGAAAGACUUUUCCAACACCUGCUACCCCAUUGCAUUUGCACAGAAUAAAAGCAAAAUUGAAGCCAUGCAUGGUUGCCUUAACAAUGGCAAGGGAAUCUUGGAUUUUCCCCAAAAAAUCCCUUUUCAGUCUGGGGAAUAUUCACAACCUCAGAUGGGCCCUUCUCUAUCACCAUCACUACUUUCACAUGAUUCGGCUCAUAUGAAGCCUAGGCUUCAAACUGAGGAUUUAAGCAUCAUUGGAACUGCAAAUUUCCAACAGGAUAUUGGUCAAAACGUUGUUGCUGGUGGUAGAAUGCUACAGAAGAAGAGGCCAAAGAAGAGCAGUGAAAUUCAGCACAAGGCAACUCCUAACAUAAUCAAAGGCCAAUGGACUCCAAAGGAGGAUGGGACUCUUAUCGAAUUGGUGAAACGCUUUGGGCUUAAGAAAUGGUCUGAGAUUGCUAAGCUACUGGGUGGCAGAAUUGGAAAACAAUGCAGAGAGAGAUGGUACAAUCAUCUCCGAGAAAACAUUAAGAAAGACUCAUGGAAUGAAGAGGAAGACAAAAUACUCAUUGAUGCUCACAAGGAAGUUGGGAACAAGUGGGCAGAAAUUGCAAGGAGAUUGCCGGGGAGGACUGAGAACACUAUCAAGAACCAUUGGAAUUCGACAAAGCGGCGUCUAAAUGGCAAGAGACAAAAGAAUAGGCGCAAUGGUGGUGCUAAGGGAACAUUGCUUCAGGACUAUAUUAAGGAACUCGUUGCAGCUGGACAUGCUAAAUUAAAGGAAUCGAAGAAGUCCAUGAAACAGGUGAAUAUGAGGAAUGAUUACAAUAAUCAUGACAGUGGUCACAUUCAUAUUCAUUAUGAGAAUUCAGAGGGUGACUUUAGCUUUGAAGAUGUGGCUACUCAAGAUGAAGCUGGUGGGUAUGUGCCAAUGAUGUUCAAUGCUGAUGAAAUAGCAAGGGGGUCUGCAGUGGAACAUAUCACAAUGGAUUAUGAUGUUGCAACAGAGUUUGUGCCAGAGGUCCCAAUGAAGAAGGAAAUGGAUAUGAUUGAGAUGAUCUAUGGAAAUCCUUAUAGUGGUUACAUGGAUUGACCCAUGAUUAGAUGUGAUUUUGUGCUGAUCUAUUCUCUUUCGUUGAACUGUGUUGUGUUUUCAUCAUGAACUUAUUGUAAUUUUAUUUAGGUACAUCGUGGUUGUUAUUGGUUUGUAUUGUGAUGUUUGACUAUAUUUUAGCCAUAUGGUGUGGCUAAACUUAUGUUUAUCUUGCU